AUGGCAACAAACGGCAACACAAACCACCAGGAGCAAUGGCGGGAGUCCGGUGGCGCCCCUUCCGACGCCCCCUCCACUUCUAACGCUGACAGCACCCCAUCGAAGGAUGAAGUUGGCUGGUACUUUGUCCAACAAUACUACACCACCCUGAGCAAGAACCCCGACAAGCUUCACCUCUUCUACAACAAGCGAUCCCAGUUUGUCCAAGGUCUGGAGGCUGAGCUCUCUCCCGUCGCAGUUGGCCGACAGGCUAUCUCGGAGCGCAUCAAGGAGCUUGACUUCCACGACUGCAAGGUCCGAGUCUCCAACGUUGACUCCCAAGCCUCAUACGACAACAUCGUCAUUCAGGUCAUCGGUGAGAUCUGCAACAAGUCGGGCGAGCCGAAGAAGUUCGUCCAGACCUUUGUGCUCGCUCAGCAACCCGCCGGAUAUUUCCUGCUCAACGACAUCCUUCGAUAUGUGAACGAGGGAGAGGAGGAGGCCACCGAAGGUGCUGUCUCUGAGUCCGCCCCCGCCGUCGAGAUGGAGGCUCCCCAGGAGCCCGCUGCUGUCGCCGCUGCUGCUGCUCCAACGACCGAAGCCGCACCAGAGCCCGAGAAGGCUCAGGAAGAAGAGCCUGUCCAGGCCAGUUCCACCACCCUCGACCCGGAGGUUGUUGACAAGAAGCUUGAAGAAGCCAGCUCCACGGCCAAGGAUACUCCUUCUACCACCGCGGCCGAGACCCCCGUCGAGGCUGCUCCGGCCGUCGAGGAGGCUCCUAGCAAGGCUGAGGAAGCCGAGAAGAGCGCAGACCCGGAGAAGGCUGCGCAAGAGAUUGCCGAAGAGGAGGCCAAGAAGCCAGAGCUUCCCAAGGACCCAAGCCCCACCCCAGCCCCGUCGCGAGCCCCGGCUCCGGAGCCAGAGAAGCCCAAGGGACCUCCCAAGCCGAUGUCCUGGGCCAGCCGUGCUGCCGCCGCCGUCGGAGUCCCCGUCAAGCCCGUCGUCCCGCUCCCCAAGGCAGCACCUGCAGCGGCAGCUCCCGCCCAGCAGCGCUCUGCUGCUCCUGCUCAGCCGAAGCCCACUGCUGCUGCCCCUGCCCAAACUAGCGAGACCGCCGCUCAGUCUGCCGACAAGGAUGCUAGCGAGUGGCGGACCGCUGGCGCCGACUCCAAGAGACAGAGCCGACAGCAAUCUACCUCUACCCCUCCCGCUGAGAAGGAAGGCACGCUGGCGUACGUCAAGUUUGUGACAGAGAAGGUGAAGGAGGACGACCUGAGGACCGCUCUUGGCAGUUACGGCGAGAUGGUCUACUUCGAUAUUAACCGCUCCAAGAACUGUGCUUUCGUCGAGUACUCGUCCGCAGGUGGCUAUCAAGCUGCCAUUGGCGCCAGCCCGAUCACCGUGAACGGCGAGAACAUUGUUGUCGAGCCACGUCGUCCCAAGGCCGGUGCCUACGGUGGCGCCAACUACAACCAGAACCGAGGUAGUAUUUCCGGACGCGGACGCGGCUUUGACGGCCAGCGAUCUGGAAGCCAGGGAGGCGGACGUGGUGGCUACGCUUCCCGGGGCCGAGGCGGCGCUCCCCGAGGGCGUGGUGGCCCUCAAGCCACCAACGCGUGA
This is a messenger RNA of Diaporthe amygdali, 1599 nucleotides long. RefSeq lists its product as uncharacterized. The record is from RefSeq and is a predicted model, not a curated record. The transcript is spliced from 4 exons. Gene Ontology annotation, cellular component: ribonucleoprotein complex; cytosol; Ubp3-Bre5 deubiquitination complex. NCBI's taxonomy places the organism in Eukaryota, Fungi, Ascomycota, Sordariomycetes, Diaporthales, Diaporthaceae. The coding region runs from base 1 to 1599 and encodes 532 amino acids. Gene Ontology annotation, biological process: ribophagy; protein deubiquitination. Gene Ontology annotation, molecular function: mRNA binding.